Molecule: messenger RNA, 433 nt
Organism: Rubroshorea leprosula
Lineage: Eukaryota; Viridiplantae; Streptophyta; Magnoliopsida; Malvales; Dipterocarpaceae
Source: the annotation of a GenBank genome assembly
GACGUUCUGAAGCCAUCCUCACUCGUCUCCUUUUUGUCGCCCUCAGCUGACUGCCCUUUACAAGGGUUUCAGUCGUCUCCUCCGAUACUCCACGCUUUGUUCUUCGCCUGUCCAUCGUGCUUGCUUAUUUUCCCAACCUGUCACCAUGAUUGACGAUCAAGACCUGGGAUUUUUUGCAAAUUUUCUUGGGAUCUUCAUCUUUGUGCUGGUUAUAGCAUAUCAUUAUGUGAUGGCUGACCCAAAGUAUGAAGGCAAUUGAGACUUUGGUGCCUUAAUGUUACCUUUUGUUGUGGACAUACGGAUGCUAUAUAUGUAGACUCUGUUAUUUGCCAAUGUAGACAACUUCUUGCUAAGAACCUUCAAAAUUUUCUGCCAUCGAUGUCAUCUUACAGCUACUAUUUUAACAAAUUAAUAGUCAUUUUUAUUGUCUAUC